AUGUUUCAACAUCAUCCUUCUUGUCCCACAUCCACGAUUGGCAAAGAAGAUACUGAAUCUUCAUCACCGGGAUCAUCACCACUCCCGUUAAUAACAACAACAAUAGCCUCGUCUUCAUCGCUUUCUCACCUCCGAAAUGAAAAUGAUCACUCCCACCAUCAACGUCAUACAAAUACUCUGAUGUUAUCCUUGAAUGAUGAAACGAAAAUUUCAUCGCCUUCUCCUCUUCACCCAAAGAAUGAAAGAGCUCAUAAAUUUCAUGCCUUAAAUGAACCACAGCACACGAAAUCACGAAUUGCACAGUUAAAAUCGUGUUGUACUCGAUAUAACAGAGUCAUUGUAGUCACUUUUGGAUUUUUAAUUGCUAUCCUACCAUUUAUUAUGUGCUUGUUUUAUAGAAAUUUAAUAUUACUAUCUAUAUUCGUAUUAUUGGUUCAAUAUUUAGUGACCUUGUUGAUGUUCAAUAUGAUGGAACGAAUGAAUCAAUUUAUUGACCAAAAUGCGAUUUUCAUUACAAAACCAAAUGUUAUUGACAUCAAAAUUGUAUUAUCAAUUAUGGAAGAUUAUUUUAAAGAAGAUGUUAGAUUUUCAUCUAGAGCAAUGAUUCUUGGAAGCAUGGAUACUUUAUUUGUAUAUAGUUCAUAUAGAUUUUUGGUAUUUUGUGACAGAGUGUCAAGCUAUGUUUGGAAGCCAUUUUUUGGUACAGAUAUUAAGCAGUCUGUCAAAUGGGAAACCGAUUUACAUUUGACAUUAUCUAUUCUACAUUACAUCAUUUCAACAUUUUUGACCUAUUUAAUUUUUACAUCUCAAUAUGCAUUGAGAGCAAUGAACUUAAACAGAGAAGACUCAUUCAAAUUACUGUUUUGGAUGUCGUUGCUGAUGCAUUCUGCAUGCACUCUAUUUCACACAUUUAAUGCUUUCUUUUUUGGAGGCAAAGAUGCUCUUGUGAAAAAUUAUCUAACUCUCACCAAGGUUAUUCCUCUAAUGGCUAAAAUAUUUACAAAGCGCAAUGAGGAUGAUGACACAGAUGAAGGACAUGGUGGCAAUGGUAGCAGUCACUCAACUUUAAUUUCCUCUUCUCAUCAUGAACAACCCAACACACCUCUUCAGUACCGGUUAACUGUGUUUGAGUGGCAAUCUUUGAACUUUCUCAUUAUUUUCUCCACAUUCACAUGCAUUGCCUACUUUACCCCUUUGAGUCAAUCCUUUGGAUUUUAUUAUAUUUUUCAAUUUAUUAUUGGUUUGAUCAUAAUGGUGUUACAAUUUUGGAUUUCUCAAAUUUCAAUUAGUACGAAGAAGUACACUGUAAUAUCCUUUGUUGUUUUAUUACUGAGCUUGAUUUUCCUUAAAUUUUUUAUGGGAGCUUUUGUGAUGCAGUACCUGUUUGCCUAUGCUUUGAUUUUGUUUGGUUUGCCAUUCGAGAAAUUCUUAUUCAAGUCAUUACCAAUGUUUGUGACAGAGAAGGGACUUAGAUAUUUUGCGUUUGUGUGGUUGACUUCACUGCAAUUAAUAACUGUGCUUGUGUUUUUUGUUAGAGGUUUCCUUUUCUUGUACUUUUACCUGUAA
This is a messenger RNA of Naegleria fowleri, 1566 nucleotides long. RefSeq lists its product as uncharacterized. Bases 1 to 1566 code for a protein of 521 amino acids. The record is from RefSeq and is a predicted model, not a curated record. The transcript has a single exon. NCBI's taxonomy places the organism in Eukaryota, Heterolobosea, Eutetramitea, Acrasida, Naegleriidae.